AUGGAGCGGAGCCGCGUCGUGGUGAUCCUGCUGUGCGCCCUGUGCGUUCCCGCGGCGCUUCCGUCGGGAUCGGGAUCAGAACUUCCCUCGGGAUCGGGAUUGGGAUCGGAGCUUCGAUUGGGAUCGGGAUUGGAGCCCUUCCCUUUGGGGCUGAAGGCCGUGGUGUCGGUGAACGCCACCCCGUGCAGCGUGUCCUGCGGGCCGGGCGUGAAGGAGGAGCAGCGCUGCGAGGUGACCCCGGCCGGGGAGCUCCGCAACUGCUCCCUGGUGCGCUCCCGCUGCCUCAGCGAUUGGCUCUGCGGCCUCCAGCACCUCAGCGCUGCCCAGGGAAAACCCUUCCAGCUCACCUGCCUCUCCCCGGAGCUCGCCCGCCUGGAGGGACGGAAUUUCGGCUACACCUGGAGGUUCUCCCCGGGGCUCAUCACCACCAACGACCUCCUGUUCCAUCCCAUCCGCAACCCCAGCCCUUCGCUGCGCUUCUCGCCCGCGCUGGAGGCGCAUUCCGGCACCUACCGCUGCGACGUGCAGGCGCUCAGCUCCUUCCAGAUCCUCAAGAGGAUCUACUUCGGCCUCAGGGUGAUCCCCGGCGAUCUGGUGGAUCUGGACUUCCAGAAAUCCCUGACGUGGGAGCAGCAGCAGCUGGCGGCCAACGGGGAGGAGGCGCCGGGGAACGGCAGCGGCGCGGCGGAGCCGGAGGGGCGGCGCGGAUUUUGGGAGAUGCUCUGGUUCUACGAGGUGGUGCUGGGGCUGGGCAGCGGGGUCAUCCUGGGGGUCCUGAUGGGCAUCGUGCUCUGUUGCCUGGGCAGGCUGUGCAGCAGGAGAGCGGCAGCAAGGAUUAACGCGGAGUGA
Molecule: messenger RNA, 849 nt
Organism: Catharus ustulatus (Swainson's thrush)
Lineage: Eukaryota; Metazoa; Chordata; Aves; Passeriformes; Turdidae
Gene: TMEM81
Product: transmembrane protein 81
Exons: 2
Coding region: 1-849 (282 amino acids)
Source: RefSeq, a predicted model, not a curated record